Molecule: messenger RNA, 3170 nt
Organism: Cottoperca gobio
Lineage: Eukaryota; Metazoa; Chordata; Actinopteri; Perciformes; Bovichtidae
Gene: lrrc41
Product: leucine rich repeat containing 41
Exons: 10
Coding region: 254-2224 (656 amino acids)
Source: RefSeq, a predicted model, not a curated record
GUGGCGGCAUGUACCUAUAAUCUUGGUUUGUGGCCCGCCAUUAAAACUAAAGAAAAAGAAGGUGGCUGUAAUGUCACGUAUAAUAUUACAUCCAUGGGAAAAGAGGUAAUACACUUGUUUGCCAACCGCCAUAGAACAACAACGUCAAGGAAAGGGUUCAAACUGACGCGGAUGGAACCAGUGCUGUGUCCUAGCUGUUGGUUAACGUUACUAUUAGCAUCGUGUAUCAUUAUACACACAUCCAUGCUAAACAAUGCGCGACGCGGCCGGCAAAGCAGACCAAAUAAAUUCAACUUUAAAGGAGAUAUGUUUCCAAGCUGUCAGGGAACACCUUGCGGCUCUGGGCAUGGAAGCUGUUCUUGAUCUUCCAAUGCCUCUCAUUAAGGAUCUUCUUACUCAUCUGACAGUAUGUCAGCUGGAUGAGCUCCAGCCUGCCCUAAACCAGAGAGGGAUAUCUACUCUUUCUGGGUGGAUUGGAGUCCUACGAGAUAUGUGUGGACUUAACCAUGUAAUAGACUUCCACACAGAAGAAGAGGCCAAACACGAAGUUAUGAGAAUGCUUUUUACUCUUGUAUUCUAUGGCUUCACAAACCGAUUUGUCCAAAAAAACAUUACAAAUUUAAACACUCCAUCCUUCCUGUUGGCUGCAGUUAAAUGUAUCAAACAUUUUCUACUCACUACGCCAGUUGAAAGUUUAACUGCUGAGCGACGGCCUCUUCUGAACCUCUUAGAGAAGGGUAUUAGGAGUGUUGGUGUAUCGCAGUGCAUUGAUCUAUCAAAGAGGAAGACACAAACUGCAUUGUACGUCCUCCAUCGCCUGCUUGACCACGGGGUGGCUAAAAAGAUUGUCGUAGAUGUGCAAUGUCCCAUAGUGCUGGCCUGGAUCCUACAUGGCAGGGGAUCUCAAUAUGUUAACCUAGAGCUGAAGAACCUAAUGCACAGCAAAAAGGCAAGCUGUAUUUUACAAGCCACUUCAGCAAGUGCAGACAGAGCCAGUUGCAGUUCAGAUCUCAAUACUAGGGCUUCAGAGGAUCAGGAUGAUCAAGUCACUCCCUGCAAACGCUCAAAGUUGGAUUCUGUGUCUAUGGAGGAGCAGGAAUCUGGAAAAGCAAACUUUAAUGUGGACCCGCAGGUUCUCUGUCAAAUCUUCACUGCGUGUGAAGGUCCCUCUGCAGGGGCUUGUCCAUGGGGACAGAUCGAUUGUCUGGAGAUCAGGCAGUGUGGGUCCGACUCCCUCAAAGUGCUGAACUCUGCCCUGCCCACAUUUUUCUGCCUUCGCUCUCUAACUCUUCAAAGCUUUUCGACAUUCAGGGACACGGAUGUGUUGAGCCUGGCCAAAGCCCUGAAGCAGCUGACGGAGAGCUCCCGCAGCUCUCUCACUGACCUGAGCAUCAGUGUCCUGCCGUACACCGGGCUCGUGGAGUUCCUGCUGGACGCAAACCCCAACUUGAUAUUCCUGCAUGUGGAGAUCCAGACUGUGAUGCGGGGAUCACGCUUCUUACUACAAUAUCCCAGGGCUGAGGAUUCAGACAUGCCAGCAGAGCUGCCCCUGGAGAAGCUGUCACUCAAAGUAGCUGAGCUCCACCAAAGAGAUCUGCAUUUCAUCGCAUAUGUGCUGAAACACUCUCCACAGCUCACCUCACUUCACGUAGCUGGGAUGAGAUUGCCAACUGGCUCCUCUCAAAGCCAACUCCUCACCACUCUCUCAGAGUCAAACCACCUCUUGAAGAGUCUCACCUUGGAGGACAUGAAGCUGUCUGAUUGUCUCCCCGAGAUUCUAAAAAUACUGACGGACUGCAAGUUGGAAGAACUACAGUUGAAUGACUGCCGCCUUCUUGAGAAGUGGAGCGACAAGGAGGAGAAUUUGCAUCAGCUGGUGUCUGCUCUGAAGAAGGUGCCUUCUCUCCACACACUCAGCCUGGCUCAGAAUCGGCUCGCCAAGAAUGUGUGUGUGCUGGCAGAGCUGUUCUCAGGAUCCAGCUCAGUGAAACGACUCAACAUCAGCUCCAACUUCAUUCAGCCUGCUGAGCUGCUGGAGUUCGCCAAGAGAGUGAGGACACACCAUCCACCGCAGCGAUUUGACCUUGACCUCAGGAAAAACCCAGGGGACCGAGACCCCGACACAUGGAACACUGCACUGCAGAGGCUUCGUCCGUUCUGUGUUCUACUGGUUGAAGGAUGGAAUUCCUCUGACACAAUGGCAGACUACAUUAGCAAUAUGUGAACAAAGCUUAGCUUACAAAGGAGUUAUAGGUGGCUGUAAAAAGCACUUUGUUUGUCAGAGGAGUGACUGGUCAGUUUGACUUCACACAGUUGCAGAAUCCAAUGACAGCUUUUUAUUCAGUUUUUAGGAUUCUGUUGAACUUAUUGAACCACCCCUGCAGCAUGAGUCACUUCUCCACUCUCCAUUUGAUGCAAGUCACACUCAUGUUUUCACCAUGUCUAUAUACACAUCAGUGUGUGUGUGUGACACAUUUAACAAGUUCUGUUAAAUAAAAGCAACCCGUGAGUUUGACAUUUGAAUCAUUUAUUAAACCAGCGUCCGUUGCACUUCCAGAGUCUUCCAUCGGACAGAGUGUGAGUGACAGUGGACAUUAAGAUACAACUGAAAAACCUGGAGGAUUGAUGUCGAGGUGAAGAGAAGUUUCACAGCAGCUAUCUCACACCUUCCCCUCAUUGUCAUUUUCUUUACAUUAGACAAACAGCAUCGACACUGACUACCAAAUCAUCAUUAGUAGGAACCAAGUAGAAAAAACAAUCAGAAAAACGGAUUAAAAGAGCUUAAUCUUUUUCUUAGUGGACUUUUAAAGCUAAAUACUGUAACACUUAUUUUCUGUAAAUUCAGUUUAAUUUUCUUGUAUAUUCUCAUAUUUUAGUAAAUUCAAGUCAAAGAGAGUGAAGACCCUAUGUCUGCAUGCUAAUCAGUUGAUUUGCUGGGUCUAUCUACAACCAUCUCUUACAUAAAACAAACACACACCUCUUUCACACUCGCGCACACUGCAUGUCAGGCUUUACGUUUACUGUCAUUUUACCAGAAAUAAAAUUUAAACAUUUUGGCUAUAUUCAUACCUCGUAAAGAAGUCAGUUGUCAAAUGAGUUUGUUUGUUCUGAUUAUUUCUUUUCUUAUGAGUGUCUAAAUAAAAUUUGUACCCUCUUCCAAUUUUGAUUGG